Lepus europaeus (European hare) is the source of this 6152-nucleotide messenger RNA. RefSeq names its product solute carrier family 12 member 2 (gene SLC12A2). Gene Ontology annotation, cellular component: membrane. The record is from RefSeq and is a predicted model, not a curated record. NCBI's taxonomy places the organism in Eukaryota, Metazoa, Chordata, Mammalia, Lagomorpha, Leporidae. Gene Ontology annotation, molecular function: ammonium channel activity; sodium:potassium:chloride symporter activity. Gene Ontology annotation, biological process: potassium ion import across plasma membrane; cell volume homeostasis; chloride transmembrane transport.
GGGGGUCGGGCGGCGAUGGAGCCGGGGCCCGCGGGGAGGCCGGCCCGGGUCGGGGAGGCGCCGCCAGCCGCCGCCGGCGUGGACCUGCCCGGCUCGGCGGUGCCCUCGGCGCCGGAGGAUGCUGCGGUGGCGAGCCGGGGCGGCGGCGGGGACGGGCUGGGGAGACCCCUGGGGCCCACCCCGAGCCAGAGCCGCUUCCAGGUGGACUUGGUUUCCGAGAACGCCGGGCGCGCCGCGGCGGCCGCCGGCGCUGGGGCGGGGGGCAAGGAGACCCCCGCGGACGGCAGGGCCAGCGGCGAGAGCGGGCAGGCCAAGGGCAGCGAGGAAGCCAAGGGCCGCUUCCGCGUGAACUUCGUGGACCCUGCCGCCUCCUCGUCGGCGGACGACAGCCUGUCGGAGGCGGCGGGCGUCGGAGGCGACGGGCCCAACGUGAGCUUCCAGAACGGCGGGGACACGGUGCUGAGCGAGGGCAGCAGCCUGCACUCGGGCGGCGGCGGCAGCGGCAGCGGCAGCGGGCACCACCAGCACUACUACUAUGACACCCACACCAACACCUACUACCUGCGCACCUUCGGCCACAACACCAUGGACGCCGUGCCCAGGAUCGACCACUACCGGCACACGGCCGCGCAGCUGGGCGAGAAGCUGCUGCGGCCCAGCCUGGCCGAGCUCCACGACGAGCUGGAAAAGGAACCUUUUGAAGAUGGCUUUGCAAAUGGGGAAGAAAGUACUCCCACCAGGGAUGCUGUGGUCACAUAUGCUGCAGAAAGUAAAGGAGUUGUGAAGUUUGGCUGGAUCAAGGGUGUAUUGGUACGUUGUAUGUUAAACAUUUGGGGUGUUAUGCUCUUCAUUAGAUUGUCAUGGAUCGUGGGUCAAGCAGGAAUAGGUCUGUCAGUUGUUGUAAUAAUUAUGGCCACUGUUGUGACAACUAUCACGGGAUUGUCUACUUCAGCAAUAGCUACUAAUGGAUUUGUAAGAGGAGGAGGCGCAUAUUAUUUAAUAUCCAGAAGUCUAGGACCAGAGUUUGGUGGUGCGAUUGGCCUGAUCUUUGCUUUUGCCAACGCUGUUGCAGUUGCUAUGUAUGUGGUGGGAUUUGCAGAAACUGUGGUGGAGUUGCUGAAGGAACAUUCCAUACUUAUGAUAGAUGAAAUCAAUGAUAUCCGAAUUAUUGGAGCCAUUACAGUGGUGAUUCUUCUAGGUAUCUCAGUAGCUGGAAUGGAGUGGGAAUCAAAAGCUCAGAUUGUUCUUUUGGUGAUUCUACUUCUUGCUAUUGCUGAUUUCGUCAUAGGAACAUUCAUCUCACUGGAAAGCAAGAAACCCAAAGGUUUCUUUGGCUAUCAACCUGAAAUAUUUAAUGAGAACUUUGGACCUGAUUUUCGAGAUGAAGAGACUUUCUUUUCUGUGUUUGCCAUAUUUUUUCCUGCUGCCACCGGUAUUCUGGCAGGAGCCAACAUCUCAGGUGACCUUGCGGAUCCCCAGUCAGCCAUUCCCAAAGGAACACUCUUAGCCAUUUUAAUUACUACGGUGGUUUACAUAGGAAUUGCAGUAUCUGUAGGUUCAUGUGUUGUUCGGGAUGCCACUGGGAACGUUAAUGACACCAUUGUAACAGAGCUAACAAACUGUACCUCUGCAGCCUGCAAAUUAAACUUUGACUUUUCAUCUUGUGAAGUCAGUCCUUGCUCCUAUGGCCUAAUGAACAACUUCCAGGUAAUGAGCAUGGUGUCGGGAUUUGCACCACUAAUUUCUGCAGGCAUCUUUUCAGCCACUCUUUCUUCAGCAUUAGCCUCUCUUGUGAGUGCUCCCAAGAUAUUUCAGGCUCUAUGUAAGGACAACAUCUACCCAGCUUUCCAGAUGUUUGCAAAAGGUUAUGGGAAAAAUAAUGAACCUCUUCGUGGCUACAUCUUAACAUUCUUAAUUGCACUUGGAUUCAUCUUAAUCGCUGAGCUGAAUGUUAUUGCUCCAAUCAUCUCUAAUUUCUUCCUUGCAUCAUAUGCAUUGAUCAAUUUUUCAGUAUUCCAUGCAUCCCUUGCAAAAUCUCCAGGAUGGCGCCCAGCCUUCAAAUACUACAACAUGUGGAUAUCCCUUCUCGGAGCAGUGCUCUGUUGCAUAGUGAUGUUUGUCAUUAACUGGUGGGCUGCACUGCUGACCUAUGUGAUCGUUCUUGGACUGUAUAUUUAUGUUACCUACAAAAAACCAGAUGUGAACUGGGGCUCCUCCACACAAGCCCUGACCUACCUGAACGCGCUGCAGCACUCCAUACGCCUCUCUGGAGUGGAGGACCACGUGAAGAACUUCAGGCCGCAGUGUCUUGUGAUGACAGGUUCUCCAAAUUCACGCCCAGCUCUGCUUCAUCUUGUUCAUGAUUUCACACCAAACGUUGGUUUGAUGAUCUGUGGCCAUGUACAUAUGGGCCCUCGAAGACAAGCCAUGAAAGAAAUGUCCAUUGAUCAAGCUAAGUAUCAGCGAUGGCUUAUAAAAAACAAAAUGAAGGCUUUUUAUGCUCCAGUUCAUGCAGAUGACUUGAGAGAAGGGGCACAGUAUUUGAUGCAGGCUGCUGGUCUUGGUCGUAUGAAACCAAACACACUUGUGCUGGGAUUUAAGAAGGAUUGGUUGCAAGCAGAUAUGAGGGAUGUGGAUAUGUAUAUAAACUUAUUUCACGAUGCCUUUGACAUACAGUAUGGAGUAGUGGUUAUCCGCCUAAAGGAAGGUCUUGAUAUAUCUCAUCUUCAAGGUCAAGAAGAAUUACUGUCAUCACAAGAGAAAUCUCCUGGUGGCAAGGAUGUGGUCCUAAGUAUGGAGUAUAGUAAAAAGUCAGAAUUGGAUCCUUCCAAGCCAUCUGGGGAAAAGAGUAUCAAAGAUGAGGAAGAGGAUGGCAAGACUCCAACUCAACCACUGUUGAAAAAAGACUCCAGAGGCCCCACUGUGCCCCUCAGUGUUGCUGACCAGAAGCUGCUUGAAGCUAGUACGCAGUUUCAGAAAAAACAAGGCAAGAACACUAUUGAUGUCUGGUGGCUUUUUGACGAUGGAGGUUUGACCUUACUGAUACCUUACCUUCUGACUACCAAGAAAAAGUGGAAAGACUGUAAGAUCAGAGUAUUCAUUGGUGGGAAGAUAAACAGAAUAGACCAUGACCGGAGAGCGAUGGCUACUUUGCUCAGCAAGUUCCGGAUUGACUUCUCCGAUAUCAUGGUCCUAGGAGACAUCAAUACCAAACCAAAGAAAGAAAAUAUUGUAGCUUUUGAUGAGAUGAUUGAGCCAUACAGACUUCAUGAAGAUGAUAAAGAACAAGAUAUUGCAGAUAAGAUGAAAGAAGAUGAACCCUGGCGAAUAACAGAUAAUGAACUUGAACUUUAUAAGACUAAGACAUACCGGCAGAUCCGGUUGAAUGAGCUAUUAAAGGAACACUCGAGCACAGCUAACAUCAUUGUCAUGAGUCUCCCAGUUGCACGCAAAGGUGCCGUGUCCAGCGCUCUCUACAUGGCCUGGUUGGAAGCCCUGUCUAAGGACCUGCCGCCCACCCUCCUCGUCCGUGGCAAUCAUCAGAGUGUCCUCACCUUCUACUCCUAAGUGUUCCGUACAGCGGACGGCCUGCACCGUGGUCCUGGCGCGCCCAGUGAAGUGACACGUUACCAUCACAGUGACCAGCUGUGACUUUUCUUUCCCUGUUUCAUUACUUUGAAAGCACACAGGAAAGUGGCUCCAUCGACGAGUGGAUGGAGACUUCGGUUCUGGUCACUUCCAUAUGUCAAUCUGAAUGAAUGGUGAUUCCUUCUUCUUGGGCUCAAGUUCACAACAGUCAAGUUUUCCUUUGCUACUUGAAUAGCAAUAAAGUGUGUUAUUUUUGGAUUGAUGAAAGGAAUACAAAAAGCCUUUAGCCUUGAGGUGCCUUCUGAAAUUAACCAAAUUUCAUCCACAUAUGCUCUUUUAUAAAUUUAUAGAAUGUCAGACUUUGCCUUCCACUAUUUUAUUUCCAGUCUCUGCCAUCGUCAUGGGACACUGCUUCCAAUCUUCAUUGCCCAGUUAGUGUUGAGUACUGUAUGUUUUCUACUACUUGUGUAAAAGUAUCUCUUAGACAGUCAAGGUGAGAAUUAGGGCAGGUCAUGAAAAAUGGGGGAACAGUAACCAAAAAGUUGACCCCAGGGUUAAACCGGUUUGCCUAAGUAAAUUCAGAGUUAGCAGAAAAGGCCCCAAUCCUUUAAAUCCCUGAUUGGCUGUUCUGUCUUUGACUUCUUGAACCCUUAGAGAAGGUGGAAGAGGAAUCUAGUCCUGCAUACGACGCUGAGAAACCCUAGGUCAGAGCUGGGACACAGACCUUCCAGCGCAUGUGUAAUUGGAUUGAGGAGACAUCUGUCCUGGGAAUUCCACUCAAAUCUGAGGGACUUUUCUGAAGAAAUGCUAACAUUUUUCUGGAGGAAACUGAGACAAAGCAAUGACAUUUAAUGAACACUACAAAUUUCACUAUACUGUACCAUCCUUUUUACACCAUUAAAAUGAUGUUUCACCAAAUGGUUAAAAGGACCACUGGUUUCUUAGUGAAAUGUCUUUAGGCUUCAUUCAUUCAUUCGUCAAGUACGCUUAGUCUUAAUAUACUCAGGUUUGAACAGAUUAUUCUGAACAUUAAAAUCUAAUCCAUUCUGAAUACUUCAAAAACUCUUGUGUUAAGAAAAACUGCCAGUUUGUGCUUUUGAUAUGUCUGUUUUGACAUCAUUGUCUACUAGUACAUUUUUGACAGUGCAUCUGUACUGCUACUAGAAGCUUUAUAUACAGUUAUUAAUGUGAACUUUUGUUUUUACCCAAGGAAGGAUUUCCUAAAAAACAUUUCAAGGGAUUCAUGUCUAUACAUCAGACUGUGUCUGUGUCGCUGUGUGUGCACACACACAGGCGUAUGUGUAUAUACAAUGAAAUGUCUCUUGCCGGUGAGCAAGAUUCAUUUCACUGUGUCACUGUUUUGGGAACAAACUAAAACAGACUGACAGAGAGGCCGUGGGGGCCAAGGAGAUCAUGUGCGGGGCAUUCUCACGUCACACCGGGUACCCAGUCAGAAAAGAGAAACAAUUGAGAGGAUGCUCGACUUGGGUCCUGAGUAACAGUGUUUCAGUCUUGGAGAAUUGUGCGGGUUUUCAUGAAUCUUAACAGCAAUUUUAUUUUCCAGGCUGCGGUAUUUUUGCCGCAUAUAUGGGAGGUCUGAUAACCUGAAUUCAGGAUAUUAAGAAAACCAAGUAAUCCUAAAGAUCUUUGCUACAUUAGGCUCACGGCGUUGUCCUUUGAUUGCAUAUUUGCAGUGUUCCGGGUGGGACAGCAGACAUGCCACACGUCACAUCAUUCAGUGAGCAAUGCCGUGUGUGAGUUCCACAGUGGAUGGUGGGGCACGGACCGAGUGCUGCUAUUUGAAAUGCGCGUAGGUACACUUCUUUCUUUUUCUGUUUGUCAGAUUUUUCCCAUUCAGGAAAGCAUUGUCCCCUGUACUGCAGGAACCAAAUGUCAAUGCAUCAUACAUGUCUGUAUAAAGUACAUAAAAUCUAUUAAAUAUGCUAAGGUGGGGAGGGUGAUAGUGUCUGUGAAAUAAUGUACGGAGCUUUCACGUACAAAAGGCAGCCCUUCUUCCACUGAACGCUCGUCGCCACAUCAGAAUUUCAACGUUGCUGUAGUGCUGAGACGCUUCAGUAAUCCUUUCAGAAGCUAGAAGUUUGAAGCUAUUCUAUUUCAUUUUAUUUAUGCUGAAUUUUGAUUAUUUUAAUGCCUUUUUUAGUCAUAAUCAUUGGUGAGAACUUGGAAAUAAUUAGGCAGUGGCAUUGGCGGUUCGUUAUCCCUACAAGUCUAAGAAUUCCGUGGCUUUAGAGAGAAUGGUGGCAUUAAGCUGAUUAACAGUUAAUUAAAUCAGAUAUUUAUUUGUUACAUUAUUUCGUUUGUAUUUUAGGUUUCCUUUUACAUUCUUUUUAUAUGCUUUCUGACUUUUUUAAAACUAUGGAAAUAACUUAAAGAUGUGAGCUCUGGUGGAUGAUUACCUAUUAAGUUUGAAAUGGAAUAUUUUGAUAAUACUGUACCAUAACUGUCACAAAUGCUUUUCUAAUGUUUUAACCUGGAGUAUUGCAGUUGCUGCUUUGUACAGAGCUUACUGCAAUAAAGGAAGUGGAUUCAUUAAAAUCAGUUUA